This is a messenger RNA of Solanum lycopersicum (tomato), 1962 nucleotides long. RefSeq names its product multicopper oxidase-like protein. Lineage: Eukaryota; Viridiplantae; Streptophyta; Magnoliopsida; Solanales; Solanaceae. Gene Ontology annotation, molecular function: copper ion binding; oxidoreductase activity. The record is from RefSeq and is marked validated.
ACCCCCACCCCCACACGCUGGUUCGAGAACCCACUCUUUUUUCUUUUAAAAUCCUUCUAUUUCCACUCUGUUUUCCUUAUUAUAGCAAAUUGCAGUGCUAACAUAAAGUAAAGUAGAAAAAUAUGUUGCCGCUAAAAUUCGCCGUAGCGGUGUUUUUAGUGGUAUUAAUUGGGAAUUCUGUUGUAGCAGAAGAUCCUUAUAGAUAUUUCGAUUGGAAUGUCACUUAUGGAACUAUAUAUCCUCUCGGAGUUCCUCAACAGGGAAUUCUGAUUAAUGGUCAAUUUCCUGGUCCUGAUAUCAACUCGGUCACCAAUGACAAUCUCGUUAUCAAUAUCCACAACAGCUUGGAUGAACCUUUUCUACUUUCCUGGAACGGAGUACAAAACAGAAGAAACUCAUUUGUAGAUGGAGUAUAUGGAACAACAUGCCCAAUACCGCCAGGGAGAAAUAACACAUUCAAUCUACAAGUGAAGGAUCAAAUAGGGAGUUUCUAUUACUUCCCAUCUCUUGCAUUCCACAAAGCUGCUGGUGGUUUUGGAGGGAUUAGGAUUCUCAGCAGGCCUAGAAUCCCCGUCCCUUUUCCGGACCCUGCAAACGACUACACCAUCCUCAUUGGAGAUUGGUACAAAAAGAACCACACGGACUUGAAAGCAAUUCUUGACGGAGGCAGGAAGUUACCUUUCCCUGAUGGCAUUCUUAUCAAUGGUCGUGGUCCUAAUGGUGUUACAUUCACAGUCGAUCAAGGGAAAACCUAUAGAUUGAGGAUAUCAAACGUUGGAUUGCAAAAUUCAUUGAAUUUCCGCGUUGAAGGACACAAAAUGACAUUAGUUGAAGUAGAGGGAACACACACAUUGCAAACAACUUAUUCCUCACUUGAUGUCCAUGCUGGCCAAUCUUACUCUGUCCUCAUUACAGCUAAUCAAGAAGCAAAAGACCAUUACAUCGUUGUUUCAUCUCGUUUCACGACUCCAGUCCUCACCACCACUGCUGUACUUCACUAUAGCAGCUCUAACACCCCCGUCUCUGGUCCUCCUCCUGGUGGACCUACCAUCCAAAUCGACUGGUCCCUUAAUCAGGCCCGCUCCAUCAGGACAAACUUGUCAGCAAGUGGACCAAGGCCAAACCCACAAGGUUCAUACCAUUACGGUAUGAUCAACACAACUAAAACCAUCAGACUUGCUAGCUCUGCUGGUCAAGUGAAUGGCAAACAGAGAUAUGCUGUCAACAGCGUGUCGUUUGUGCCACUUGAUACUCCUCUAAAACUACUCGACUACUUCAAGAUUGGCGGAUUCAGAGUUGGAAGCAUACCUGAUUCCCCAACUGGUGGAGGAAUUUACCAAGACACGUCUGUUCUAGGUGUUAAUUACAGGCAAUUCAUUGAGAUUAUAUUCGAAAAUAAUGAGGACAUCGUCCAGAGCUGGCAUCUUGAUGGCUACUCUUUUUGGGUUGUAGGGAUGGAUGGAGGCCAGUGGACUCAAGCUAGUAGGAACGGAUACAACCUUCGUGAUGCAGUUUCACGUUGCACAACUCAGGUCUAUCCCAAGUCAUGGACCGCGAUAUACAUUGCAUUGGACAAUGUAGGAAUGUGGAACCUGAGGACUGAAUUCUGGGCACGACAGUACCUCGGUCAACAACUAUACAUGAGAGUUUACACAGACUCAACCUCAUUGAGAGACGAAUAUCCAAUUCCAAGAGGCGCUCGUCUUUGUGGCAAGGUGGCUAAUCGGCACACACGACCACUUUAAAGCAAAUUCUGCAAUUCUAGUAGAGGAUAAUUUAAUUUUAUACAAUCCUUUUGUAUUAUUUGAGUUUAGAAGUAAUGCCUUGUUACUACUAGUAGCUGCUAAAAUGACCUUAGCUCAAGGUCGCAUUCUUUCUUCAAUUCCACGAAAACAUUAUAUUUUGUUCUUUCCUCAUUGUUGUAGUUACCUUAAAUUAUGAUAAAUGAAGUGCAUUUUGAAU